AAGUAGCCAAAGAGGCCCAUGGUUCAUUCGUUCGCAAUCCAUGUAUCAGGGCACAAUUGCAUAACAGCAGUAUUUCGCUAGAGUCCCCAUUCCUCUGCCCAGCGGUCAAACAGGGAAAUGACUCUGAUCAACUCCAAGUAGAGGCCAUUUCUAGAGGAUUUUCCGCAGUUUAAGUUGUGCCAAACCCAGUCUUUACAAUAAAGCAAUAAAUAUGACUUGCAGAAGGCUCGUUUAAUGGCUGACGAAAGUAUUGCGAGUUUUUAUGGAGGAAAUGAUUCUACAAAACUUAUCAACGAAGAUGAGCAAGAAACAAGAGCGCGGAGAGAGGACUCCUUCUACAACGACCAACCGAUAGGGACUAAGGAUCAGAGAACUUUACUGAGUGCAGAUGAAGAAAAUAGGGAAUCAGUUGAGAAUAAUGAAAAGGAAAAAGAGGGAAAACCCAGCGAUGAAUCGAGUCUUUCGAUCAGUAACAGCGAAAAGCAAUACAUUCACUCAGAAGAGAAAUCACAGAGACCCACCUCUUUGUCAUUCAGUAACGAUCAUGCAACGGGCCAGAGUCGUCACGGGGCUGUCACGCCAAGUCGGCGGCAAGUGUCAUUUAUUCGAGAGGCCAAUCAAAACGAAUCUUGUGACGCAAGCGUUGCCUUUGACAACUCCCAAUUAUCAUCAGACUCUUUGUCACGCGUUCGGGCCAUCACGAGCGGUAGCGUGUAUUACCGAACACAUAGCGAGGCGGAGGAAUGUGAUGAAAACGAACUGAGUUGUUAUCGAAGUAAUUCACAAAUGCGGCGGAGAAGAAGGUACACCAAACGUGGUGCUGUAGUUUCGGAUUCUUUCGUCAAUGAAUGUAUCUGCUGCUGUGUAAUUAUUUAGAGAGCAGGCCGAAAGAACAGUAGUUACACGUGGCUUCGCACAGACCUGUCCAGUGAGGUCUCGACAAGUUACGCAACGACAUCGCCGAGAAAGUUGUCAGUCAAACUCUCAGGAGUGAUCAGCAUCUAUUUUCUCCCUUUAGCAUCAUUUCUGAAUCAAACAUUAAGAUCAUGAGAAUAAAGAGCAUGAUCGCCAACUAAAAUAGCUUGAUUGUUGAACAAACUUUCCUUAUCAACACCAAAGAAAUGUAGAAAGAACAGUGUAGAGAAUGAAUAAGCAUGAUGGUUUUAGCGGUGUUAAGGUUUAAACAAAAGAUUACUAUUACGGAGUACAAACUGUAA
Pocillopora damicornis (cauliflower coral) is the source of this 1217-nucleotide messenger RNA. RefSeq lists its product as uncharacterized. The record is from RefSeq and is a predicted model, not a curated record. NCBI's taxonomy places the organism in Eukaryota, Metazoa, Cnidaria, Anthozoa, Scleractinia, Pocilloporidae.